GACCUUUGGAACAUACAGCUCGUCGCCGCCGAGUUGGGUAUGGUGUGCGACGUCAGCCGCGAGGUACUCCAAGAUGUUUUGAAAGAUUUCCCUGCAGACAAAGAGCUGCUCAAUCCGUAUUUGUCUCAGCCGCCCCACGUGCACCUACUCACGUCUGAGCGCAUGCUCCAGAGCCCCAUCUUCGCACAGCUUUCCGAAUCUGCUUGGGAGAUCUUUCGGGACAACAUGGUCCGGCGUAUCUUUUUCCCUGGCGAGACGAUUUUGGCCGAAGAGUCCAACCAGAAGUAUCUGGUGCUUCUGGCGCGUGGGGCCGCAAGCAUCGAGAUUGCAGGCCGUACAAUUCGCGUCGAGCGCAGGGGCGAGUCUCUUAGAGGCCUGUCCCAGCGCGAGGGAGUGGCGAUGGAGCUGGAUGCAAACAGCUCGGAGGAUGCGGUGCAUCCUGCUGUCCUCGGUGACGCAGAGUUCUUGGGCCUGAAUGACAUCCGUGUCUGUUCGGUCAAAGCCGAUGCAGAAUGCCACUGUUGGCUCAUUCCUGCCCCGGUCCUGGCCAAAGCGUUUGCCAAUGGUGAGAACGAGAGUCUCCUGAGGGAUCUGCUCGCUCUCCGUGCAGAUCGAGGCAGGGUGGACAGUGGAAAGCUUAGCGUCCUCAGCAUUUUUGAUGAGGCUGGCUGCAGCUUUGACUUCCUCCGAUACCUCCAAACUCACUUUGAGGGCCGCAUCUUUGUUCAAGGCAAGACCAUUUGCGACUUCGAGAUUCCCAUGGGCACCCGCGUGAUGCACAUCGUCACCAGCGGCUACGCUGCUUCCGUAGGUGAGACAGAGCAGACUCGCACGCUGGCAGCCAACACUGUCUUCGGAAUGAUGAGUGCCCUUGGGGUGGCGCCACGCCCCGCUAAAGUGAAGAAGGUGGUGGCAGUGAAGCAUUGCUACUGCCAGCUGCUACACCAAGCGGUGGUGGUUCGGGCUCUGGAGCUUUUCCCGGACCAGCGAAUGAAGGUGCUGACACUCUCCAAUGGUGGUCAGGAGACAGACACGGCGGAUCUGAUCGAGCGAAUUCAGAAUUCGCCCUUCUUCGCGAAUACAAACCCGGAUUUCGUCAUGGAGCUGGCGAAUGCAGCAGUAGACCGGAUCUUCAUGCCUGGUGAUCUGGUGGUCAAUGAAGGCGAGGUCGGCAACUCCAUGUUUAUCUUGCUCAACGGAUCCGCAGAUGUUUAUGUCAGCGACAAGAGCAAGGACAAACAGGAGAAGGGGCAAGUAGCCAAGAAACAUGACACUCAGAUCAAGCAGAUGAUCCGUGUUGGGCACUUGAACUCGGGGGCCAUCGCAGGCGAGCUGGCCAUGCUUGGAAUAUCGCAGACUCGCUCGGCAAGUAUUCAGGCCUCGACGCUCUGCGUAUUUUGGGAAGUGACCCAGGAGAGAGCCAUGAAUAUCCUCGACCGGUUUCCGGAAGAGCGCCAGCUGUUCAGCAACGUUAUCGUGCAAAACCUGGAUUUUACUGUGACGGGCCGGCUCAUGAAUCUCAACCUCUUCAAGGGUUUUGACCGCAAGUUCCGGAAUUUGCUGGCCCUCUACUGCGAGCGACAUGCUUUUUUCCCGGACCAUGCGGCCACGCGAGAGGGUGAGAAUGGGGACAAGCUGUGGAUCAUGAACUCUGGCCCAGCACAGCUGCAGAAACGAGGUUUCAAGGUCAAACUCUACACUCCGGGCACCUACUUUGGCAGCGACAACAUGCUUGGGAUUUCUCGUGCCUACAUCGGCAGCCUGGUGGCCAUGACCGUUUGCCACAUGCUCUCCCUCUCACGUGCCUCCUACCUCCAUGCCCUUGAGCAGUACCCUUCGAAGACCGCACACCAACGCCUGGUGAAGGAGCAAAAGAAGCAGACUGCGGAGCUCAAAGACAUGCUGGAAAGGGUGGCCAUCCGCAAAGGUGUGUGGCAGAGGUAUCAGGGCGAGCUUGCAGGAGGUGGCGUUUCCAACCUCAGCGACAACGAGCUGGUGCGGCGGCUCGUAAAGGCCUGGUACGAUCACGUUCGCAUCGUCAGGGACAAGCGGUUGCAUGACACGAUGAAUCAUCAAGAGAUGUUGUCCAGAAUCGCAGGUUGGAAGCAGAAGCAAGAUGAUGCCAAGAAGCGCAUCGAGCACAAGACGAAGAUGAAGGCGCUCAUCAAGCGCAAUUUGCUCGAGAGGGGGCCACUGCAGCAUCUUGAGGAGCAGAAGCCAAGAAAUCCGCUCCUGCAGUCGACCUACGAUGCCAUCCAGGACACCGAGCCCUGGGCGGAGGUCACAUGGCCCCGCUCGGCACAGCAAAUUGAGCUGCUCAAGGCGGCCUUGUAG
Symbiodinium necroappetens is the source of this 2334-nucleotide messenger RNA. NCBI's taxonomy places the organism in Eukaryota, Dinophyceae, Suessiales, Symbiodiniaceae. The record is from the annotation of a GenBank genome assembly.